Messenger RNA from Megalobrama amblycephala (Wuchang bream), 2297 nucleotides. It is a transcript of the gene nocta, whose product is annotated as nocturnin a. Bases 703 to 1866 code for a protein of 387 amino acids. Gene Ontology annotation, biological process: circadian rhythm. Gene Ontology annotation, molecular function: poly(A)-specific ribonuclease activity. The transcript is spliced from 4 exons. NCBI's taxonomy places the organism in Eukaryota, Metazoa, Chordata, Actinopteri, Cypriniformes, Xenocyprididae. The record is from RefSeq and is a predicted model, not a curated record.
AAAAGUCUUUAUUGUCACUCUUGAUCAAUUUAAGAUUAAUAAAUGCUGUAAAAUGUUUUUCAUUUCUAGUUCAUGAUACCUAAAAAAGCUCUAAUGUUAAUGAAUUGAACAUUAUCGUAAAAUGUUAGUGAAAAACUAAUGACAAACUAUUUAUACAUUCCAGACAAAUGGGCCACAGUGUCUUUCUCAAUCCGUAGAUUAAAUUAGGCCUGAACUGUUCUCUUCACCCACGUGCAUGACCAUGUGUGCAUGUAUGCGCAGGCAUGCAUCGGGUCCCUCUCGUGAUUUUCAAAUGAGUCAUUGUUCAGAAUGAAUGGUAGGGGAAGCACACACACACUAGUUCAUUCAGGAACGCCUUUGUGUAGGAACAUACACGCAGAUACACACACUGUUACAUCCGCAGCCCCCAGAAUCUUCGCAUACGAAAGCAAAAGAGCUCAAAGGGUGGAUGCUGGUUUUUUCUCUGUCAACUUGUAUCAUACACUGACCCACUGAUCGGAUACUGGAUCGUCAUUGGAUUAGUCCUGGACUCCCUCAAAGCCAAAGAGAAGAAGAUUGUGCCUUUAGUUCACCUGCAUCGGAGACAUUCAGUGGAAAAGGAAAUAUUAAGAGACAUAAGCAACCACAUGAAUAUAAAUGGAGAGACACUGAAAAUUGCUGGUAUUUUUCUUGUGGAGGUAAAGAAGACAGAUCAUCAACAGGAUGGAAUCAGAUGAGUUGUGUCAGAUGGGCAGUAGCAGCAGCAGUAGACUCUUCAGUACUCUGGCGCAGACUUUGAGCAGCGCUGCAUUGGCAGACCCACAUGUGGAUCCUGACGAAUACGAGUAUGAACAGGCUGACCCAGACGCACUGUUGCGUGAAUGCGAGGAGGUUUUGAGGAACCGCCCCCCUCGACUGCACAGAGACUUUGUUAUGACCAGACCCUGUUCGCUGCAGAACGCACCGCUGCGCAUCAUGCAGUGGAACAUCUUAGCGCAAGCUCUGGGUGAAGGAAAGGACAGUUUUGUGCGCUGUCCGAUGGAGGCUUUGAACUGGUCUGAGAGGAAGUAUCUCAUACUGGAAGAGAUCCUUACCUACAGGCCAGAUGUGCUGUGCCUGCAGGAGGUGGACCACUACUUCGACACUUUCCAGCCUGUGCUCGCCAGCUUGGGCUACCAGAGCAGCUUCUGCCCCAAGCCUUGCUCCCCCUGCCUGGACGUUCACAAUAACAAUGGCCCCGACGGAUGCGCUCUGUUCUUUAACCGCCGUCGCUUCCAGCUGCUCCACACCACUCACCUCAGACUCUCUGCCAUGAUGCUCAAAACCAACCAGGUGGCUAUCGUGGCUACGCUUCGCUGCAGACUCACAGGUCGAGUCUUCUGCGUGGCAGUAACGCACCUGAAAGCGCGAAGCGGCUGGGAGGCGUUUCGUAGCGCACAGGGGGCUCAUCUUCUCCAGCAGCUCCGUGAUAUAACCACACAGUCGUACCCAGAGAUGGAUCAGGAAAACCAGACUAGAGUUGGGGACGGUGAAGAGGGUAUUCCGUUGGUGGUAUGUGGGGAUUUCAACGCGGAGCCCAGUGAGGAAGUGUACAGGCGCUUUAUGACUUCUCCGCUGGGGUUAGACAGUGCUUACAAGUGUCUGAGUGAGGACGGGACUACGGAGCCGCCCUACACCAGCUGGAAAAUCCGGCCCAGCGGAGAGAGCUGCUCCACGUUGGACUAUAUUUGGUACUCGGAAAGAGCGUUCCAGGUGGACGCUGUGCUGAGGAUACCGAGUGAAGAGCAGAUCGGGCCGGACCGGCUUCCCUCAUACAAUUACCCCUCUGAUCAUCUGUCACUGGUGUGUGAUCUUAGCUUCAGUCAGCAGCCUCAUAGGCUCAUGUAGCUGUCAAUCAUUGGUGCUCUCCUAUAGGGAUUCAGAGCAGCUAAAUCAUUCUUAGAGCAUAUGUGUGCGUGUAUGUCUGAAUGUGAGAAUGCAUUAUUUGUAUUAAUGCUCAGAAUGUAAAUUAUCUUAUUAACAUAAACUUUAUUUUUACCUGCUCAAGUAGGUCUUAAUGCACCUCUAUGCUUAUUAUUUUCCUUGAGGGAGAUCAUUAUCACGCUCUUAUUGUUUGUUAUACAGAGGUUGUGCAAUAUACUGUAACUUAUUAAGUGCUAAAGGAUGAUCUCAGGAAGACGCACAUUCUCAAUUUAAAGGUUCCAGAAGUAAAAGGAUGUUUAUAUUUAUAUUGACUGUAUUUUUUUUCUUUUAGUAGCACUGUAAUCAUCAAUAUGUUUGCCACUGACCAAUAAUAUAAAACAUACUGUAACAGUGUA